CAGAAAAUUUUUGAAAAAAGAAAAUGAACAUUGUUAGCUUCGAUUCCGAUGGGCAUGGAAAAAGGACAAAAUUCGCUUGUCUCAAUGACAGUGCUCUACUCACUGAUGCUUAUUCUUCUCGCUUUUCUUCUGUCCUUUUCACGCUUCCCUCCUCCUCUCAAUCACUUUCCCAAAACCCAUUUCCCUGAUCUCCCUCCUCUCGAUUCACUCAUAACCCAUCGUUGGAUCAUCUCCAUCAAUCUGCUUUUACUUCUUCAUCUGGAUAGCCUUCUUUCUCUCGCAAUUUCGACGUUCAUUGAGCUUUUUCAUGCCUAGUCCCAGCUCCCGUUAAAGACCCAGAUUUCCCCAUACGGGUUCUUCGAAUUAGGGUUUUUUUAAGUUCGUUUCCGUGUUGGGGAGACCUUGUAAGGGGAUUUGUUUUCCAAUUAGUCAAGAAAUAAUGCCUGUUGCAGGCACUGGAAUGGUUGCUGAAGAGGGAAGAGCACCCUACUCGUUUGCUUUAGAAUACGAAGGUCCCCCAAUACCACACCAUGAUCUUCCGCGAGCUGUUCCAAUUGAUAUUCGUAAGAUUCCUGUGGCUGCGGUUGUUCACAAGUCACGCUUUCCUGAUAACACUGGUAAACACUCUAUGCCUAUUGUACAACCCAUUCUUGCAUCCGACAUCGCCACCAACUUCGCCAAAUUAGACCUAGGGUUGGGUACCGGUACUGAAACCGAAACCACUGUUUCUCCGGCUCAUGACGGUGGGUUUGAGGAAAGAAGUUCGAGUAAUCCCGACGUGUUCAUUAGUUCAGGUGAGUUUCUGGAUAUGAUUAACAGCUCGGCUGGACUUGGGUCGUCUUCUGUGAGCCAAGAUCACUCAUACGAGCUAUCCGGCAGGGGUGAGAGUUCAGGUACUUUAGGAUUCUCCGAUAGUUUUGAUAAGUCGAGAGAUUUUUCCGGAAAUUCACUAGCGUUUAGAGCUUCAAACGCUUGCAAGGAGAGUCUAGAUUUCAAUGAAUUGAAUCAAUCCGAUUGGGUGUCAAAUGGGUCAAGGUUGAGCUUCGACUAUCCAUCUUCACGUGUCUCUUCUCUCAAAACUGGAGAUUGUAAUAAUGAAGGACCCGCUUGUGAUAAAAGAAGCAACCCACUUAUUACUUUUCGGGACAUCGAAUCUGAAGAUGAAGAUUUUCUUGAUGAUCUUAAUCAACCUCAACCUGAUAUUGUACGUUUAAAAAGAGAACCAGAAGUGAAAACAAGAAAAGGGGCUUGUUAUCGAUGUCUUAAAGGAACCAGGUUCACUGAAAAAGAGGUCUGCAUAGUUUGCAAUGCAAAAUAUUGUGUUAACUGUGUGCUUAGAGCAAUGGGGUCAAUGCCAGAAGGAAGAAAGUGCGUUACUUGCAUUGGAUAUUCCAUUGAUGAGUCAAAGAGGGGCAAAUUAGGAAAAUGCUCUCGAAUGCUAAAACGCCUCCUUAAUAACCUUGAAGUUAGACAGGUAAUGAAAGCAGAGAAACUAUGUGCUAUCAAUCAAUUGCCCUCAGAGUACGUUUGUGUAAAUGGGAAACCUCUUUCUCAUGAAGAACUUUCCAUACUUCAAAGCUGCCCAAAUCCUCCUAAAAAACUUAAACCUGGAAAUUAUUGGUAUGAUAAAGUAUCUGGUCUUUGGGGAAAGGAGGGAGAAAAGCCUUUAAAGAUUAUUAGUCCACAUUUAAACGUUGGUGCCCCAAUUAUGCCUGAUGCUAGCAAUGGAAACACAGGUGUUUUUAUAAAUGGUCGCGAGAUUACAAAAGUUGAGCUAAGAAUGUUACAGCUAUCAGGAGUCCAAUGUGCUGGUAAUCCUCACUUUUGGGUUAAUGAUGAUGGAUCUUAUCAAGAAGAGGGACAGAAAAACACCAGAGGAUAUAUAUGGGGAAAGGCUGGAACAAAGCUGGUUUGUGCUGUUUUGUCACUACCAGUUCCAUCCAAGACAAUUUAUCCCACUGGAGAGCAAUUGAGCAACACACUUAGUCAAUCAAUCCCAGACUAUUUUGACCAAAAUGCCCCUCGGAAGCUUCUUUUAAUCGGAUGCUGUGGAUCUGGUACAAGUACAAUUUUCAAACAGGCUAGAAUUUUAUAUAAAGAGACCCCUUUUACUGAUGAAGAACGUGAAAGUAUCAAGUUUAUAAUUCAAAGCAAUGUCUAUGGCUACCUUGGAAUACUCCUUGAAGGGCGUGAACGUUUUGAAGAUGAAGCAUUGAAUGAUAUCAAGAAAAAUGAUAUUUCUGAAAAUGAGAAAACUUUGUAUUCGAUAUGCCCGAGGCUGAAAACGUUUUCUGAUUGGCUGCUUAAAACCAUGGUGGCUGGGAAUCUUGAAGACAUAUUCCCAGCUGCAACAAGGGAAUAUGCUCCUGUUGUUGAGGAACUCUGGAAUCAUCCAGCCAUGAAAGCCACUUACAAGAGGAGAAUGGAAUUGGAGAUGCUCCCCAGUGUUUCCAGUUAUUUCUUGGAGCAGGCUGUUGAUAUAUUAAGAGCAGACUAUAUACCUUCAGAUGUCGACAUCUUAUAUGCUGAACAUGUCACUUCUUCUAAUGGUCUUUCAAGCAUUGACUUUUCAUUCCCUCCAUUAUCGCCUGAUGAAACCAAUGACACAACUGAUCAACAUAAUUCUCUACUCAGGUUCCAACUCAUAAGAGUGCAAGCAAGAGGCUAUGGUGAAAACUGCAAAUGGCUAGAAAUGUUUGAAGAUGUUGGAGUAGUCAUAAUCUGUGUUUCCUUGAGUGAUUUUGACCAAUAUGCAACCGAUGUAGAUGGAAAUUUGAUGAACAAAAUGAUCCUAAACAAGAAGUUCUUCAAGAGCAUUGUGACACAUCCAACAUACGAUCAAAUGGAGUUUCUUUUAGUACUAAACAAAUUUGAUGUGUUUGAGGAAAAACUGGAACGGUUCCCACUAACAUGUUGUGAGUGGUUCAGUGAUUUUAAGCCGAUAGUGAGCCGAAACAGCCACAACAAGAACAUAAGUAGCAACAACAUUAAUCAUAGUCCUUCAAUGGGACAAAUGGCUUCACAUUAUGUUGCUGUGAAGUUCAAGAAGCUGUUUGCAUCAAUUACUGAUAGAAAGCUGUUUGUUUCAGUGGUGAAGGGGUUGGAGCCUAAUAGUGUGGAUCAAACACUAAAGUAUGCAAGGGAGAUACUUAAAUGGGAUGAAGAGAAACCCAAUUUUAACUUUAAUGAAUACUCCAUGUAUAGCAGUGAAGCAAGCUUAGACUCCCAAUGAUAAUGAUCCCACACCCUUUAAAGACAGACAUUAAUGUACAUAAAAUGGUGGUAUUCCCAAUUUGAUUUGGUUAGCUGUUUGGUUGGUUGAGUUGUAUUAUAGAAUUUUAAAAUGAAUCAGAAUUUAGGUGAUGAUAUAAAUGUAUGUAUGCAUC
Molecule: messenger RNA, 3386 nt
Organism: Lactuca virosa
Lineage: Eukaryota; Viridiplantae; Streptophyta; Magnoliopsida; Asterales; Asteraceae
Source: the annotation of a GenBank genome assembly